UAUAUACAAACUCAUACUCACACAAACACCACAUACCUAUUACAAGAUCUAUGUUUCAUCUUCUUCAAUAGUUCUGUGCUUCCCACACACCAUACAUCCUACCCUUCAUCCACUGUACAAGGAAACUCUAUCUUGUUUUUUAUUUUUUUUGUUUUUGAUCUGAGAAAUCAAGGACUUUCAGUUGUGGCUACUACAAGGAGGUUACCUUCAGAUUCUGGUGCCUUUGCGGACUGGGCAGGGACUGGUUCUUCCACUGCUGCUGCUGCCGGUGGCCGCGCUGUCCCCGUGGACGACCUCUCCCUUGGUUUCAAUGCUGGUCCUGCCGCCCCAGCAGCAGCCACCGGACCCACCACUGGAAUGUGGUCCGGUGCCAAUAGGUCGAUCAAUUACCCCGAAAUGGGAAUGUUCGUGGUGGCGCCAGCCUCCUCUUUCCACCACCAUCACCACCACCAACAACAGCCCCCACACGACCCCGUCAUGGCAGAUUCCCUCAACCCGGCUACUGCACUCGGCGUCGGCGUCAUCCCUCUUCUUGCCGCCACGCCGUGUCUGGAAUCCGACAACUUCCUCGGAAACAGGCCACGUGGUGGGGGAAUUCAGUUUUGGCAAGACCAAGGGCCCCAUCAGAGCCACUACAUGAAGAAACAGCAACAGCAGGGGCUUCUCGACCAAAGUAACACUAGUUCUGGAAACUUGGUUCAAACCAGUGGCGGCUUAACUGCUUCGGGUACCAGUAGUGGGGGAACUACGUGCCAAGAUUGCGGAAACCAGGCCAAGAAAGAUUGUACCAAUAGAAGGUGUAGGACUUGCUGCAAAAGUCGAGGUUUCGAUUGCCCUACCCAUGUUAAGAGCACAUGGGUUCCCGCCGCACGCCGGAGAGAGCGCCAGCUCAUGACUGCGGCCACUGCGGCGGUCGCUGGUUCCAGUGGUUCCACCUCCGGGACUAAAAAACCUAGGCUUAUUGCUUCACAAACCACUACAACAUCUCACACUUCCACUUCUAACACCACCCCUCCCAGAAGCUUUGACACAAGCUCUAGCCAUCAAGAUGCGGGCUUCAAGGAGUCAUUACCUGGGCAAGUACGUGCACCGGCGGUUUUCAAGUGUGUUAGAGUGACGGCGGUGGAGGAUGGGCAAGAUGAGUACGCGUACCAGGCUGUGGUGAAGAUUGGUGGGCACGUGUUCAAAGGGUUUCUGUAUGAUCAAGGGGUGGAGAAUAGGGAUGUGUAUCCAAACCUAUCUGAGUUGCAUUUGGGUGGUGGAAACGGCGGAAGUGGAAGCGGAGGGAGUGGUGGGGUGGGUAGAAAUGGGGUGUCUUCUUCUUCUCCGAUGAUGGAUCCUUCUGAUGUUUAUGCAGGUUCGGGUGGAGGGUUACUUGGGGGUUCUUCUGCUUAUGGUAAUCCAAUGAAUUGAACUUAAAGGGUCUUUCCAAGUGCAAGAUAUUAGUACAUGGGCUUGGAGUGGCUGACGUAGGUUCUGGUUCAAAAUCUUUAAUUUUCUUCUAGGAUUUUGUAUCUCUAUUGCGUAUGUUACUCUUUUCUUUCUGCUAUUUUUCAACUUGUUUUUAAUUC
Molecule: messenger RNA, 1571 nt
Organism: Vigna radiata var. radiata (mung bean)
Lineage: Eukaryota; Viridiplantae; Streptophyta; Magnoliopsida; Fabales; Fabaceae
Product: protein LATERAL ROOT PRIMORDIUM 1-like
Exons: 2
Biological process (GO): positive regulation of DNA-templated transcription
Cellular component (GO): nucleus
Molecular function (GO): DNA-binding transcription factor activity; DNA binding
Source: RefSeq, a predicted model, not a curated record